This is a messenger RNA of Penicillium oxalicum, 1164 nucleotides long. RefSeq names its product sterol desaturase family protein. Bases 1 to 1164 code for a protein of 387 amino acids. The transcript has 4 exons. Lineage: Eukaryota; Fungi; Ascomycota; Eurotiomycetes; Eurotiales; Aspergillaceae. Gene Ontology annotation, molecular function: C-4 methylsterol oxidase activity; iron ion binding. The record is from RefSeq and is a predicted model, not a curated record. Gene Ontology annotation, biological process: ergosterol biosynthetic process.
AUGAAAUACUGCAAACAGAGCAAACAGAGUCUCACGGCGGCAUCGGACUGUCGGACUGUCAAAUACGACAAACCCGACGGCUGGCCCUGUGCGAUCUUGGCUUUAUUGGCCGCGUCGGCACGUACUCCAACCUACACCGUACGCUCCAGUCUUUCGGCAUACGCCCAAGGGCCCCAACCGAGACUCCGGCACGGCUACAGUAUCACAUUGGGACCAGGGGCCGUCCAUAUGAAUUCGACUUUCGCCCCCGCGGCCACCUACUGGGGCCAAUACCAGGAGAUUAGCAACUACAACACCAAUUUGAAUGUCGCCGAACGACUUUGGGCGGCGUGGUACGCCUGGAUGCAAAAUGAUGUCCUGGCUACCGGGAUCAUGUCUUUCGCGAUGCACGAAAUUGUCUAUUUCGGUCGUUCCCUGCCCUGGUUCAUCAUCGACAGCCUGGGCCUGUUCAAGCAAUACAAGAUUCAAGGCAGACCACCCCUCUUUGGUGACGGUAUGCUGACAGAUAUCUCCCUCCAGAACAAGAUCCCCUCUGUACGUGAGCAGUGGGAUUGUGCCAAAUGGGUUCUACUGAGUCACGUCACCGUCGAGCUUCCUCAGAUUUGGCUCUUCCACCCCAUGGCCCAAUUCUUCGGACUCUCAACUUCCGUUCCUUUCCCCUCCGUCCUCACGAUGGCUUAUCAAAUUGCGAUCUUCUUUGUUAUGGAGGAUGCCUGGCACUACUGGUUUCAUCGCGCUCUCCACUACGGACCUCUCUACAAGGCGAUCCACAAGAUCCACCACCAGUAUUCCGCUCCAUUCGGCUUGGCGGCUGAGUAUGCUUCUCCAAUUGAAGUGAUGAUCCUCGGCUUCGGAACCGUGAGCUGUCCCAUCAUCUGGUGUGCCAUCACCGGUGACCUGCACAUUCUCACCAUGUACGUGUGGAUCAUCCUUCGACUGGCUCAGGCUAUCGACGCGCACAGUGGCUACGAGUUCCCUUGGAGUCUGCACCACUUCCUGCCUUUCUGGGCCGGCGCAGACCACCACGACCUCCACCACGAGAAAUUCAUUGGCAACUAUGCGAGCAGCUUCCGCUGGUGGGACUACGUUCUGGACACCGAGUACACUCCCGAGGCGCUGAAGCGCCGCCGUGGUAACCCGGCAUCCACCAAGAAGGCCCAGUAA